Messenger RNA from Lycium ferocissimum, 474 nucleotides. RefSeq names its product protein RKD1-like. Gene Ontology annotation, molecular function: DNA-binding transcription factor activity. The record is from RefSeq and is a predicted model, not a curated record. Lineage: Eukaryota; Viridiplantae; Streptophyta; Magnoliopsida; Solanales; Solanaceae.
AUGACUAAUGAUUGUGUUGAGGAAAUUAUAACGGAAAAAGAGAAGCAAAAAAUGUUGUCUCGAGAUACAAUUUCAAAGUACUUUUACAUGCCAAUAAUUCAAGCAGCCAAGGAACUUAAUAUUGGGGUGACAUUUUUGAAGAAAAGAUGUAGGGAUUUGGGAAUUCGAAGGUGGCCACAUAGGAAGUUAAUGAGUCUUCAAACACUAAUCAAGAAUGUUAAGAUUUAUUCUCUAUAUAAACAUGUAACCCUUGUUUCGGUUAUGAAUAUUUACGGGGAAUUGAAGGGGGGAGGAAAUGGUAUGGAACAAAAGUGGAAGGAUGUGAUAAAUUCAUUAGAGGAAGAGAAGAAAAGGAUGGAAGAAAUUCCGGACAUGGAACUUGAGGAGAAAACAAAGAGAUUAAGGCAAUAUUGUUUCGGGGCUAACUUCAAGAGGAGAAGGCUUAUGGGUAUGGAGAAUUGCGGGCUUCUUUUG